AUGAACCGAUUCCGGACCAAAAAGCGAACGAAGGAUGAAGUGUCGGGCCCCCGUCCUUCCAUGGACAGCGACACUGCUGGCCCCUUCAAACUCUUCGGCAAAAAGAAACUGCCCGAUAGUGAAUCUAAGCAAGACUUGGACCUUGAUAGUGCCCUCCCCCCUAGCGACGACUUCCGGACCAGUCUUCUCAUGACUGGUCUUUCGGCCCGAUUCUCUAUGUUACGAGAGCAAGACGACCCCCAUUCAAAGCUCGGUAAAGCCAGCGAUGAUAGCGUGCUCUUCCCAAAGCGCCAGUCGAGGCUGAUGGAUUUUGGCUAUGCUUCUGGCUUGCAAGAUAUCGCCGAGAUCGAAUCUCUCCAAGCCGCCUCUCUUACUCGCGUUAACUCCUCGCACGGAUCUGAUGACGGCGGCAACAUCAUGGACAGAGCCCGACCAAACGAUGGUAAUAACCUGUUUGGUGGUCGCCAGAAGAUUUACCGAAUUGGUGCUGGCGCCAAGGGCGGCAACGCCGGUAUGGGGGGCCGUAUUUUAUAUGACGAGGAUGUGGCCAAGACAGCCUUUCAGAAGUGGAGGCAAGCAGAGAGAGAGAGAACUUCCUUUGAGGAUAGGGUUGGUGACACAUUGGAGUUUGAGUCUGGCUUCGACUACAACAGGAAGCGUGCCACAAACUCGACAACGUCGUCAGGCGCGUCUGCCGGCCGCAACUCCACCGCGGCCACCUCAAUUGCAUCCCAGGUCCCCUCGACAAAGGAUAGCCAAUCCGCAAUACCAUCAUCAGCCAGCAAUGUGGAACGGAGCUUUACACGCACCAGGCGGUUAUACGAGCAAGGCUUGACACAGGACUUGCAGAACCAACAGUCUUCUGCUCUCUCCCGCAUGGAUACUCUGUCCAAGUCUCACCGCAAUAAAAAUACUCCGGAUGGCAUGACCGCCCCCUCUCCAACAAGCUCGACCUUUGGUGAUCGCGCCAUGGAGAGACGUGCUCUUCUCACAAAGGGCAGUGCACCUAACCUCCGAUCCUUCACGCCCCCCAUCUCGGGGUCUUCUCCGCAGGCUCCGCCCGAGCCUGUUCCCAAGUUCACGGCAGAGCAGAAAAUCAAUUUUGGUGUCAGCCCGCCCCUGAGCCCCCCCAUCAGUGAAGCAGAUGACCAUCACCCCAUGCUACCAAUUCAACCCAACGACAAGGGAAAGGCAACAGCCAUGGGCGUGUUCACCAGACCUAUCCAGCAAUAUGACGACUCUAAAUUUGCACAACGCCAGCAGCAGAUGCGCAAAGGUCGUGAUGCGUUUGAUAACCAGAACCAGACAGGCGCGCGUUCCUCACAUGAUGCUAGUCGAUCCCGAUCAUCCUCGAUGCAUCGCGGUCUUCGCGAUCGCAUAGAUGCUACUCCGAGCAAGGCUGACAGUUCAACCAAGAAGGAUUACCAAUCCUCUUCUUUCUUUGACGACAGCGACGAUGCGUCUGGGCCUAACGGCUACUCUAAUUUUGCUUCUUCGAUGGGCGUUCAGCUUAGUGUUGAACGCCCGAAUGACGAGGACCAUCCUGCUUUCCGGAAGUCAGCCCUUCCGACUCCGCUUUCCUUGUCUUCCAGAGCAUCCGACGACUCCUCAUCUGUGGAGGACAAGGCGGAUAUAAACUCACGCCUCAAGGACGAACCCCCGGAGGACUCGCCCACUCUUGGACCUGGGCCAGAUGCUGGGCUGAGCGGAAUGGUACGACAGCAUCUCCGCGGUAAUAGCAACGCUUCCUCCAUAUAUGACAUGAGUGCUCAGACGCCCGACGUCAAUUCACGCCAACAGUCUGGAUCGCCCAAUGCCAAACAGCAGGGCAGCUACGAUCGCAAUACUAGCUGGGGGCUGAGUGACAGAGAUUUCGCGACAGACAGCGGCACAUGGACGCCCAGCGCCAACCAGACCAAGCCUAUUCCCCGCGCGGAACAGGACGAAUUCGCCAGACAUCUGGCAGAUGGAGCUCGUCGAGUGCGCGAGAAGCUGACGUCGUAUGCUGAGCCUGACAUUGAACAGUCGCCACCGCCCGUCCCACCUCCCGAAUCUGCCAAGGAUCUGGCUGCUGCUAGGAACAAUGCACUUGGCAUCCUACGCACUAAGUCAAGCCGCACGUCUCUAUUUGACCGUGGCCGUGACCGAGACAGCGAUUCCAAAUCAAAGAGCGGGAAGUCCCCUGCACCUUCGGCCCGAAAGACAUCUGGUGAAACUGCUUCACCAGAGCCCCCCAUGCCGCUACCCAAGGAAGAGAAUGUGCACGCUGGUCUGAAGGCUUUCCGUCAAGCUAGAAGGGAACUUCAGAAGAUGAAGGAACAGGAAGUUCAGCAGCGACACGGCGGCUCGCCUCAGAAGCCUAGCCCUCGACUUGACCAUCCGACCGCACCAUUCUCUCCCGAUCGGUCCGGGUCCCCUCCGCAGUACCAGCAAGCCAACUUCUCGAGGGGAGGCCAGAGCUACGAGCGACCAAAACGGCGAGCGUUCCCCUUGCCUGGGGGCAUGAUUUGA
Molecule: messenger RNA, 2511 nt
Organism: Akanthomyces muscarius
Lineage: Eukaryota; Fungi; Ascomycota; Sordariomycetes; Hypocreales; Cordycipitaceae
Exons: 3
Coding region: 1-2511 (836 amino acids)
Source: RefSeq, a predicted model, not a curated record